Molecule: messenger RNA, 1562 nt
Organism: Sorghum bicolor (sorghum)
Lineage: Eukaryota; Viridiplantae; Streptophyta; Magnoliopsida; Poales; Poaceae
Product: GDSL esterase/lipase At5g45910
Exons: 3
Coding region: 94-1260 (388 amino acids)
Molecular function (GO): hydrolase activity, acting on ester bonds
Source: RefSeq, a predicted model, not a curated record
GUCCCGGGUCCCGGCAUUAUAUUCCUAAUCCGUCGUAAGCGGUCCGGUGUUUGGACAGACUAGAUUAGAUACAGUGUAUACGAGCACCACGCCAUGGAUCCGCGAGCUCGAGCUCUGGGCGGCGCCGUUGGCCUCUUGCUCGUCUCCUGCUUCCUCCUGGCUGGCGGCGGUGGCGUCGUCGGCGCCGGCGCCGGCCACAGCAGGUUUGAGGCCUUGUUCAACUUCGGGGACUCGCUGGGCGACACGGGCAACAUUUGCGUCAACAAGUCGGCGGCGGACAACUUCAUGCUCACUUUCGCGCAGCCGCCCUACGGCAUGACCUACUUCGGCCACCCCACCUGCCGCUGCUCCGACGGCCGCCUCGUCGUCGACUUCCUCGCUCAGGAGCUGGGGCUGCCGCUGCUCCCGCCGUCGAAGCAGGACGGCGCCGACUUCCGGAGGGGCGCGAGCAUGGCCAUCGUGGCCGCCACGGCCCUGGACUUCGAGUUCCUCAAGUCCAUCGGCGUCGGCUACCCGGUCUGGAACAACGGCGCCAUGAACGUCCAGAUCCAGUGGUUCAGGGACCUGCUGCCGUCCAUCUGCGGCGCCGGCGCGCCGCCGGGAGGGCAACGCUGCAAGGACUACCUGGCCAGGUCCCUGUUCCUGUUCGGCCCCUUCGGCGGGAACGACUACAAUGCCAUGGUCUUGUUCGGGCUCACCAUGGACCAUGCAAGAAACUACACGCCCAACAUCGUCGACACCGUCGCCAGCGGCGUCGAGCAACUGAUCCAGCUGGGCGCAGUGGACAUCGUCGUCCCGGGAGCUCUGCCGGCGGGGUGCUUCGCCAUCUACCUCACGUCUCUCCCGAGCGACAACCCGGCCGACUACGACGAGUACGGGUGCCUGAAGGCGUUCAACGAGCUGUCCGUCUACCAGAACUCCCUGCUGCAGGGCAGGCUCGCCGGACUCCGGGCGAGGUACCCGUCGGCGAGGAUCGUGUACGCCGACUACUACACCCACAUCGACCGGCUGGUGCGCAGCCCGGCGCGGUUCGGCUUCAGCACCGGCGCCGUCCCGGCGUGCUGCGGCGCGGGCGGCGGCAAGUACAACUUCGAGCUCGACGCGCUGUGCGGCAUGAAGGGCGCCACCGCGUGCCGGGAGCCGUCGACGCACGAGUCCUGGGACGGCGUCCACUUCACGGAGGCGGUUAACAGGCUGGUCGCCGAGGGAUGGCUCAGAGGCCCGUACUGCCAUCCUCCCAUUGUCACUCAUGAUCAGUAGAUAGGGUAGGUCGAUCAACCGGCCGGUUCGGCCAUGGCAAGGCCAAGGCGUCGCCUGAAAAUAUCGAUAUCCACCCUGACACGGCCACACGGGCCUGACAUACAGUGACAUGAUGGCGCAGUGUUGUACGACAAUUCACACUUUUCACAAGGAUGGUGGUCUUGAAUAAAUAGUUUAGAGGCCACUUUUGUGUCUCAAUAUAAACGGAGUUUUUUUAGGCGGGGUGGAACGUGGAGUUUCGUUCAUUGUAUCUCAAUACAAAACCAAAGUUAUUGCAUAAUAAGAGCGCACUAGUUUACCUU